CUGGGCGGGACUUGUUGCCAUGUUUACGUCUAAACCUCCCCGGAGUAGUGAUUUUGUUAACGGGUUGUCCUUAUUUCUGUGUCCGGCCUCUGAAGCGAGUUUAUCGGGUGUCUUCUUUUGUCUCACUAUGGCGUUCUUCGGUUUAACAAACAUGGGUUAUCAAAACCCAAUAGGAGACAAAAUGAUAGUGAAUCCCAGAGGAGCGUCUCAUCCUCCUGCGGGUAGUGGGAUUAAAACCAGAGCAGAGCUGCCUCCGUCUUUUCAACAACAACAGGGAUCCCUCAGAUGUACGGACACAUGCAACGUUUACCACCGGCCACUUCCCAACAGCACAGACAUACACCAUGGGAGCCAUGAGCGAUACAGAGAGAUGGUCAAACGGGUUCAAACACCAAGAUCGCCACACCAACUGUACAAAAUGCCUCUAACGGACAGCCAGCAGUAUGGGUGGAUAACGUCCCAGAGUCCUGAACUGUGGACCAAAGUCAAGCGGUUUCCACGGAAGAACAGUGAGAUGACAAAGUUUGUUAAUGAAAUGUCAAUGACUGACCGGGAGUUCAGCCUGUUUUGACAAACAGAUUUCUUCUUCUUCAGUUAUUACACACCAUCACACACAAAACAGCAUUGUUUCUGAUGUGGAUUUCUGACAUUAAACUGAUAACGGACACACUUGA
This is a messenger RNA of Larimichthys crocea (large yellow croaker), 674 nucleotides long. RefSeq names its product sperm microtubule inner protein 11 (gene spmip11). The record is from RefSeq and is a predicted model, not a curated record. The transcript has 4 exons. Lineage: Eukaryota; Metazoa; Chordata; Actinopteri; Sciaenidae. The coding region runs from base 20 to 571 and encodes 183 amino acids.